UAAUGAAACGCAUAAACGGCGACCAAAUCUCCUUAUUUGUCAACCAAUUUCUCAGACGAAGAAAUUAUACGGACCAUAUGAUAAAGCCGUCGUCGACGGCCAACAACAAACAUAGACCAAACAUUGUCGGCAGCGGCGGCGGUGGUGGCGGCGGUCAUAACAAACAACGAUCGGCUGAUGUCAAGUGUAAGGAAAGCCUGGAAGAGAUUGCACUCAACGGUGCAUUGGUUAACGUGACCAGCGAUGCCGAUACUGUAUCGCUGGCCCAUUGGACCGGCGAAAUGACUGCAUCGGCCGAAUCGGCUUACAAACACUUUCUCGACUUUGUCCAACAAUAUCGGACAAAGAUCCGCUUCUUUGACCAGUUAUCUCAGUUAGAAUUUCCGCUAUUUCUCUACAUUUUUAUCGAGCUGUUCGAGUGCGGACACAAAGUGUCGGCCCGUCGUUUCUUUCGCGAACAUAAAAAUCGGUUCAAAGAGUCGACAGAAUUGCAAACAAUCGACUCAAUGAACAAAUCGUUGAAUACUAUGCUAUUCGAGACCAGUCUUCACAGGUUUAAGACCAGUAAAUAUUUGAUUAAAAUAUCCGAUAAAUGUUUGGAACAAAUGAGAAAACAUUUCAAAGAAACCAAUGAUCUCAUAGUUAUUCAGAUUCUCAACAAAUCAUUUGAAUUCAAUAUCCAUUCAACACAUAAUCAAAACCAGUUGGAAGUGAGUGAAAAAAAACUGGAAAAGUGUUCACAAUAUAUGGAUACAGAAUCGUUGUCCGUAUCUGAUGUUCAAUUAAGUCAGACUCAGGGUAAAGAUGUCCACGAUUUUCUCCAGUGUAUCGACAAAUUGCGUAACAGUCCUCCGUGUCAGCCACCAAUUCGCCGAUAUAUUGUUGACGAUGAAGAUCUGUUGUGCGCCACAGUUAACGACGAUAUGAGUGCUUUGGCUCUUGGGUUCGGCGAUUCACGUAUUUAUUUGAAAAGAUUUGGACAACAAUUCACGAGUGACCCGCGUUUCGAACUCAAAAGAGAUAACUCGAAGAUGGAGUUCAAUCUUGUCGACUACAAUGUCGAGGAUCUAUAUAUCGAUAAUAAUAAUAAUAAUGACGACGACGAUGAUGAUAAUGAAAACCAAAGUUCAUUAACAAAUAUUUGUGAUAUGAAUGGUGACGACGUCGUGGACAGUGAAACUUCAUGUCGUACGCUUCGUGGCCAUUGCGGAUCAGUUUACGGACUGGCAUUUUGUCCGCGUAGUGAUAUACUGUUGUCCUGUUCUAAGGAUACAACCGUACGGGCCUGGGAUGUCGUAUCCGGUCAUAACAUAUCUGUCUACAAUUGUCAUCAAUCAUCUGUUUGGGCCAUAGAUGCCGGUCUAAUUGGCAACCAAUUCUGUACUGCCGGUGACGAAUGUGUAGCCUAUAUGUGGUCAUUGGAACGGUCGCAACCCAUCAGGAUGUUUGUCACCAAUUUUACGGCAAUUCAUUGUCUAAAAUUUCAUCCCAAUUGCAAGUACAUUGCUUUUGCCGAAAAAGAUAUUGUCCUCUGGGAUACGGAACGAGCACAAGAAGUCAGAACCUAUGUCGGACACGAAGCACCCGUUCAUUGUCUAUCGUUUUCGUUUUGUGGCCAAUAUAUGGCAUCGGCGGGCGAAGAUCGCAAAGUAAUUGUCUGGGAUAUCAAUUCGGGUAAAGCACUUAAAGAAUUGACCGGCCAUUUGAAUUCAGUCUAUACGGUCUGCUUUGAUCACAACAAUACACUGUUGUCGUCAUCCGGUGCCGAUCAGACCCUUAGACUGUGGAACUUGAAAAACAUUACUACCGGUAAUAAUAAUAAUGUGCCGCCAAAUCUCAAGACAUCGGCAUCUGAAUCAGCCGACAACACGUCGAUACACAACAAUAACACAUCUAAUGUCGAUUCCGAUCAAUUCAUGACAUAUAAUAUCAAUGCAAAUGUGAUUUACUCGCAAUUUAUGCCAAGAAAUUUGUUGUUAACAAUUGGUAAAACAAUUUAAAUGAAAAUUUAGUUGAUCCCAAUCAAUCAAUCAAUCAUUCAUUCAUUCAUUGUUGUUAUUC
Molecule: messenger RNA, 2061 nt
Organism: Oppia nitens
Lineage: Eukaryota; Metazoa; Arthropoda; Arachnida; Sarcoptiformes; Oppiidae
Product: TAF5-like RNA polymerase II p300/CBP-associated factor-associated factor 65 kDa subunit 5L
Exons: 5
Coding region: 3-2000 (665 amino acids)
Biological process (GO): transcription initiation at RNA polymerase II promoter
Cellular component (GO): transcription factor TFIID complex
Molecular function (GO): RNA polymerase II general transcription initiation factor activity; protein binding
Source: RefSeq, a predicted model, not a curated record